AUGGGUCAGCGAAUUUGGGACAGCUUCAAGAGAGAUCCAAACCAUACCGUCACUGGUCGCGUUGGAGGCCAUGUUGGAGCCGAUGGCUCUGGUUUCGACGCCGAGACUGCUGCGCAUAACACUGCACACUCUCCUUUGCAGCGUCGCUUGAAGGGUCGCCACUUGCAGAUGAUUGCUAUUGGUGGUUCGAUUGGUACUGGUCUCUUUGUUGGUUCUGGAUCAGUUUUGGCAGCUGGUGGGCCAGCCUCGGUGCUCAUCGCCUAUAUUUUGAUUGGAUGCAUGCUUUACUGUACGGUUCACGCUUUGGGUGAAAUGGCCGUUCUCUUCCCCGUCGCUGGUUCAUUUGCCCACUACUCGACCCGUUUCAUCGAUCCUGCUUGGGGUUUUGCUAUGGGCUGGAACUACGCACUCCAGUGGCUCAUUGUGUUACCUUUAGAAAUCGUCGCAGCGUCUAUCACAGUUGAUUACUGGAACUCGUCUAUCAACAACGCUGCUUGGGUGACUCUCUUCUGGGUGUUGAUUGUGUCUAUCAACAUGUUUGGAGUACGGGGAUACGGUGAAGCUGAGUUUGUUUUCUCUAUUAUCAAGGUUGUUGCUGUCAUUGGUUUCAUCAUCCUUGGAAUCAUUCUCAACUGCGGUGGCGGCCCCGAAGGUGGUUACAUUGGCGCCAAGUACUGGUACAACCCUGGUGCCUUCCACAAUGGCUUCAAGGGUCUCUGCAGUGUGUUUGUCAAUGCCGCAUUUGCAUUCGCCGGAACUGAGCUUGUUGGUCUGGCCGCCGCCGAGACGACCAACCCCCGCAAGUCCCUCCCCACCGCCAUCAAGCAGGUAUUCUGGCGUAUUGCUCUCUUCUACGUCGUUUCCCUCACCAUCGUCGGUAUGCUGGUGGCAUAUGACAACGAGAAACUCCUUAGCGGUUCCUCCUCCGCCGACGCCAAGGCCUCUCCCUUCGUUAUCGCCAUCGAGAACGCCGGCAUCAAGGUUCUGCCUUCCAUCAUGAACGUCGUUAUCAUGAUUGCGGUCCUGUCUGUCGGUAACUCCUCUGUCUACGGAUCUUCACGUACCCUCGCUGCCCUUGCCGAGCAGGGGCAAGCUCCCAGGUUCCUGGCCUAUAUCGAUCGCAAGGGCCGUCCCCUCCCCGCCAUUAUCGUUGCAUCUGUCCUGGGUCUGCUUUCCUACCUCGCCGCCUCGGACGUUCAGACUGUCGCUUUCCAGUGGAUGAUGGCCAUCUCCGGACUGUCUUCCAUCUUCACUUGGGGUUCCGUCUGUGGUUCCCACAUCCUUUUCCGCCGCGCCUGGAAGAAACAAGGCCACAGCCUGGAUGAGCUGGCGUUCCAAUCUCAACCCGGUGUCAUUGGAUCAUGGAUCGGUCUUAUCUUCAACUGUCUUGUGCUUAUUGCGCAAUUCUGGGUCGGUUUCGCCCCUGUUGGUUACGCCGAGAUGUCCACCAAUGACCUUGUCUACAACUUCUUCUCGGUGUAUUUGGCCGCUCCCAUCGUCGUUCUUUGCUAUGUUGUGUACAAGAUCAUUUACAAGACCAAGUUUGUCCGCACAUCCGAGGUCGACCUGGCGACCGGUCGCCGUGAGCUGGAUCUCCAGCACAUGAUUGAGCAGGAACGGGCUGAGCAGAAGCAAUGGCCCAAGUGGAAGAAGUUCUACAAGUUCUUCUGUUAA
Messenger RNA from Penicillium bovifimosum, 1674 nucleotides. Its product is annotated as amino acid permease GAP1. Gene Ontology annotation, biological process: amino acid transmembrane transport. Gene Ontology annotation, molecular function: amino acid transmembrane transporter activity. Lineage: Eukaryota; Fungi; Ascomycota; Eurotiomycetes; Eurotiales; Aspergillaceae. Gene Ontology annotation, cellular component: membrane. The transcript is spliced from 3 exons. The coding region runs from base 1 to 1674 and encodes 557 amino acids. The record is from RefSeq and is a predicted model, not a curated record.